This is a messenger RNA of Lotus japonicus, 1631 nucleotides long. RefSeq names its product SAC3 family protein C. The transcript is spliced from 8 exons. NCBI's taxonomy places the organism in Eukaryota, Viridiplantae, Streptophyta, Magnoliopsida, Fabales, Fabaceae. Gene Ontology annotation, cellular component: nucleus; cytoplasm; transcription export complex 2. The coding region runs from base 25 to 1281 and encodes 418 amino acids. Gene Ontology annotation, biological process: mRNA export from nucleus. The record is from RefSeq and is a predicted model, not a curated record.
AGUACCAAUACUAAUGCUGCUGAAAUGGGGGAGAAAGAAGAGAGGGUGAUGGAGGGUGGGAAUGGAAACCAGCGCUCUUCUUUUUCCCAACCAUGGCGUUCGCGCCGCCAGAAUUUGGCUUCCAAUGCCCUCCAUCAAUCCAAAGUUUCAAACUUUGCUCAAAGAUCCACUCCUUCUAAUACCAGUACAACUGGGUAUGCUUCCACCUCUUCUUUCAAUGAAAGUCAAGAUCAUGAUGCACCACGUUCUUCUGAUUCGGGUCCUAUAGUUGGAACUUGUCCCUAUAUGUGCCCAGAAGGAGAGAGGGUCCAGCGUGAGAAACUGCGGGAUUUGACAGUUUUCGAGAGGCUAAACGGUAAUCCUGGAAAAUCGUCCUCUGCUCUUGCGGUCAAGAAGUUUUGCAGAACUAUAUCCUCCAAAGAUGUUCAAGCAUCUGAUCUGCGGCCUCUUGCUGUAUUGGAAGAUACUUUAAAUUUUCUUCUUAGCUUGCUGGAAUCUAAGGAACAUCUGUUUGAAGUAGUUCAUGACUUUAUCUUCGAUAGGACAAGGUCCAUACGUCAAGAUCUUACUAUGCAAAACAUUGCAACCAAGAAAGCAAUCUGCAUGUAUGAGGGAAUGGUGAAAUUUCAUGUUGUAUCACAUUACAAGCUCUGGUGCUCUGUGAGUGAUCCAAAAAUCACAUCAAUGCGUCACCUAAACAUGGAACAGCUCACAAAGACAUUGGCUUCUUUAUUCAAUCUCUAUGAAGCAAAUCGAAUUUCAAAUUAUGUGCAUGAGAAUGAAGCUGAGUUCUGUUCAUUAUACGUGCUUCUUCAUCUUGGUUCUCACAGCAAACCAAUGGGGGAACCACUUUCUUUUUGGUUCAGUCAUGUAUCAGCUCCAAUAUUGAAGUCAAAAGAAAUGUGUUUUGCUAGGAGAAUCUUACGAUCUUUCCGACUAGGUAAUUAUAAGGAUUUCUUCUGUACUGCGGCAGCUCAGGCUACAUAUCUACAGUACUGCAUUAUGGAGCCUUAUAUAAAUGAAGUUCGUGCAUUGGCUUUAUCUUGUAUAAAUUUUGGGAGCUACAAACUUCAUCCAUAUCCUCUGUUCGACCUUUCAAAACACCUGAUGAUAAAGGAAUCAGAUUUGGAAUCCUUGUGCAACUCUUGUGGUCUUGAGACUUGUACAGAUGAAUCUGGAAAUAAGUUACUUCCCACAAAGCAAAGUACCUUCAGCCAUCCCAAAGGUGGAUUCCAGAGCUAUAGUUUCCUGGGCUUACAAGAAUAUGAAGGGCAGAUUUAGAGAUAUUGUACGUGUGUAAAUUGUAUUAGACCUUUAUAAAUACAUAUAUAUGUGUAUGUAUGUAUAUUUUUAUGUGUUAGAAAUAAAGUUUGUAAUAGUUAUAUAAUAAAAGUAGCAUGGUUACAAAAGGUGAAAGAUUGUUAGUUACUAAGCAUUAAAGAGCAUUAUUCAUGUUGGCUAAUAUGUUUUCCUAUGUAACCACUAAAUAUUUACUACUAGUUUUAUGAUUAUUUGCUAUGUUAAUUGAGUAGUUAUGUAAUGGUUAUGAAAUACUCUAUUGGAAAUUGAGGAUUAUCUCAUGUAGCAUGUGUGGUAAAAUUAUAGAAUUUCUUCAUAUUUUAUCUUCUCAA